Molecule: messenger RNA, 1044 nt
Organism: Eruca vesicaria subsp. sativa (arugula)
Lineage: Eukaryota; Viridiplantae; Streptophyta; Magnoliopsida; Brassicales; Brassicaceae
Source: the annotation of a GenBank genome assembly
AUGACACAAUUCUCCUACAAAGUAACGGAUUUCAAAAACGGAGAUGAAGCUAUUGCUUUCCUGAUGACGAGUAAGCAUGAGAUCGAUUUAGUGAUUUGGGAUUUUCAUGUGCCCGAGAUUAAUGGACUUGAAGCUCUCAAUACCAUUGGUAAAGAGAUGAAUUUACCCGUAGUAAUAAUGUCUCAUGAACACCGGAAGGAAACCGUGAUGGAAUCGACAAAACGUGGCUCAUGUAACUUUAUUGUGAAGCCAGUUAGCAAAGAAGUCAUUGCAGUUCUAUGGCAACAUGUUUACCGCAAAAGUGUAUAUUCAGUUGAAUCAGAUCCUGAAUCAGUUAAUAACAAAGAAGACUCCAGUAGCGGGGAACAAAACAAUUCAUAUCAAAAAGAAGACAAGAACAAGAAACCGCGGAUGACUUGGACUCCUGAACUUCACCAACUGUUUGAAAAAGCCGUCCAGAAAAUGGGCGGUCUUGAAAAUGCAGUUCCGAAGCAGAUUCUCAAAUGUAUGCAAGAAGAAAGGGAUGUGGGACUAUCUAGAAACAAUGUAGCAAGUCAUCUUCAGAAAUACCGUCUAAAUACAGGGAAAAAGUCAUGCGUUGGCCAGGAGAGUCGAGAAGAUUCUGAGUGGCGUAAUGUUGGACCAAACACCACUCUUACGGCUACUAAGCCCCUCCUAAACUCCAGCUUCAGUCACCAUGCUAGAGGACCGUAUUUUGGUAACGGUCAAGACGCAAGAAACGCCCCCAUGCAGUAUCCAUCGACCAAUUACUUCACAAUGAACAAUAGCCAUUUCAUGACCAACUCAUUGGCUAAUCUUCCUUAUAAUACUGACUUGUUUCUUCCCCAGCAACAUCAACAACCACAGUUUCAAUAUCAGCCGUACUCCCAUUCUUCUCUUCAGUUACCUUCAGUGAUAACCAAGCAAGAGUCACCAGCCAUGGAAAAUCCCGAUCUCAUCUACAAUCAACAUUCACCCUACUUCGACUCCAACGAGUUUUUCCCAAAAGGACUCGGCAAUUUCGAUACUACUAAUGGUCAUUGA